AGUAUUGGCCCAGCCCAUUAACAGUUCGGGGGGUUUGCGCUGCUCUUAAAACCUAACAAAACCUCGCUUUCUAUUUGUUCGCGCUACUCGGCUUCUGAGUGCUGGCCAUCGCUCCUCUUGAUCUUCAUCUUGGUGGUGUAUUCAUGAUGCAGACUGGUGAAGCCCCUGCUUCAAUGGAAGUAGAAGCAAUCCCAAAUGGAUUGGGGAUACAAUCUGGAUCUUUGCCAUUGAAGCCAAAGUUUGAGCCUUUGAAGGCUCAUGAGAUGUCUGAUGGUAGAGUUCAGUUCAGAAACGUUUCAGUUCCACCACACAGGUAUUCGCCGCUCAAGAAAGCAUGGAUGGAAAUCUACACUCCAAUAUAUGAGCAGAUGAAGGUUGAUAUUCGUAUGAACCUCAAAGGUAGAAAGGUUGAAUUAAAAACGAGAUCAGAUACACCUGAUGUCAGCAACCUACAGAAGUGUGCGGAUUUUGUACAUGCUUUCAUGCUAGGUUUCGAUGUUGUAGAUGCUAUUGCUCUUUUACGAUUGGAUGAACUAUUUGUGGAAUCUUUUGAAAUCAAAGAUGUUAAGACUCUAAGAGGUGAGCAUUUAUCUCGAGCCAUUGGGAGAUUGUCAGGUAAAGGUGGCAAAACAAAGUUUGCUAUUGAGAAUGCGACAAAAACGAGGAUUGUGAUUGCUGAUACUAAGAUUCACAUAUUAGGAUCUUUUCAAAACAUUAAAAUUGGAAGGGAUUCUCUCUGCAGCCUAAUUUUAGGGUCCCCUGCUGGGAAGGUGUACUCAAAGCUUAGACAAGUUGCUGCUAGACUGGCAGAGACGUUUUAAUCUUUUAUUUAUGUUGUUUUGAGACUGUGGUUAGCUCCAUACUGUGAUCUGUUAUUCUGAGUGGAAGUUUGUCUUUGUAACUUGGCAUGAUUUUUCUGUAUAAGAGGCCUGGUGAGCUACAAAAAUGAUUCAUUAUGAAGGAAAUGAAUAUCAUUUUUUAUGGGUUA
Molecule: messenger RNA, 988 nt
Organism: Hevea brasiliensis (rubber tree)
Lineage: Eukaryota; Viridiplantae; Streptophyta; Magnoliopsida; Malpighiales; Euphorbiaceae
Exons: 2
Coding region: 144-821 (225 amino acids)
Cellular component (GO): nucleolus
Molecular function (GO): RNA binding
Source: RefSeq, a predicted model, not a curated record